Messenger RNA from Solanum pennellii, 1100 nucleotides. Its product is annotated as mediator of RNA polymerase II transcription subunit 7a-like. The record is from RefSeq and is a predicted model, not a curated record. Gene Ontology annotation, biological process: regulation of transcription by RNA polymerase II. Lineage: Eukaryota; Viridiplantae; Streptophyta; Magnoliopsida; Solanales; Solanaceae. Gene Ontology annotation, molecular function: transcription coregulator activity. The transcript has 7 exons. Bases 293 to 799 code for a protein of 168 amino acids. Gene Ontology annotation, cellular component: mediator complex; core mediator complex.
UCUUUACUCGUGAAUGUAUACGUAUUGUUUAGGCCUUUAGGAUCCAAAUUAAGUCCCGUUCACUGACAGUCUCUGCCGUGUCUACUCUGCCGCCGGUUGCCGCCGGUUGUCGCUGCUCGCACGUCUUCUCUUUUUCAGCUGAUUUAAGCCCAAAAUUGUAGCUUAUGUUUGGACUAAACUACAAAUUGGUUAAGGUGCUCCCAUCGACAAUACACUAUUGGAGAGCGAGUGCAGAGGUCUGAUAUUUCUCGUUCAAGUGUCGACUCAACGCCGAGAGAAGUCGCCUUUUUUGAUGUCGACAGCAACAUACCCACCACCGCCUCCGUUUUAUAGGCUGUACAAGGACUAUCUUCAAGACCCCAAGUCUGCUCCAGAACCUCCCCCUCCAAUUGAGGGCACCUAUGUCCUCUUUGGUAGCAACUACACUACUGAUGAUGUACUCCCAAAUUUGGAAGAGCAGGGUGUGCGUCAGUUAUACCCAAAAGGGCCUAAUGUUGAUUUCAAGAAAGAACUAAGAGCACUUAACAGAGAAUUGCAGCUACAUAUAUUGGAGCUUGCUGAUGUUCUUGUAGAGCGCCCUUCACAAUAUGCCAGGAGAGUGGAAGAGAUAUCUCUGAUAUUCAAGAACUUGCACCACCUACUCAAUUCUCUGCGUCCUCACCAGGCUCGAGCCACACUUAUCCACAUUCUAGAACUUCAGAUACAACGACGUAAACAAGCAAUAGAGGAUAUCAAGCGGAGAAGGGAAGAAGCUCAGAAGCUUCUAAAGGAGGCACUUGGUACCCUUGAGGGACAGUAGCAUGCUCUUUAAAUUUUACACUCACAGCUGGCUGAGUAAACUUGACAAUUAAAGCAGCAUAGAAAUCAUUCAAUCCCAAUGUGAAAUUUUCUUUAUUCACUUGCGUGAAAUUUAUACAGUGACAAUGCUUGAUAUGUCACAAUCCAGUGCGACGUUUCAGUCAUUGAGGCAAUACAGAUGUGUUUGUGUAUGGUUCGAUUAAGGCUGUGUAAAAAGAUUUAGGUGACCUAUCAAACAUGUAACUAUUCUGAUAUUAUGUUUAUUUCUUAAAAAGUAGUCUCAUCACUACUAUUGAACGUGA